AUUAUAAAAAGGAGACCCGUGUACAGAUCGAUAUCGAUAUUUCUCGAAGAAAUAUCUCGAAAAUGCGUAAGCGUAAGACAGAAACCGAAGCGACAUCUGUCGAUUAUAUUAGUCGCACAUUGGGCUGGAACAAAUGAACCGGUAAAAACCAUCACAUUUGGCAACGUGUUUGAGUGUUUUUAUCCUAUUAUAAAAAGGAGAUAAUUUAUAAUCGUGAAACAUCAUGACAUCUCCACCUAUUAAAUAUACGACCAACAGAGCCAUUGAUCAUUUCAAUGUUGCAGCUACACUCAUGAAAAUCAUCGGCUACGUCGACUGCAUUGAAGGCCUGAGAGAGUUGCCAAAGUCUCCAUCUAAGUGGAUUUACAAGUGCAUUUUAAAUAACAAUGAUGGCAGAAGGGUUCGCAUACUUUGCUCGGGGGAUGAUGCUCUCAAAUACAAGGAUGAGAUCAAGAUGUAUCAGGGAACCUUGAGGGAAAAAAAAUAUCAACGAAUAAAUAACAUAAAUGCCCAGUUCAGUUUUCUAGAUAAUAAAAAUCACUGGAGGGAUUAUUAAAGCGGCCAAUCCACAGUAUCGGCGAUCAACGGACACUGUGAGCGACAAAGAAUUUCAAUUUGCACGUAGGAGCACUUUCGACAUCUUUGGCACAUUUAACAUUACGAAUGGAGCUGACAAUGGAAGGUCGAAGGUCAUCUCAUAUAAAAAAUUGAGAUGGAGAACGUUUGUGCUGCUCGCGGGCCAGUCCAGAUCACUGGAUGGCUCAAAGAGCCAUUCAGAAGCAUUACCAUGGUAAGUGGUUCGAGUUAUGGAUCUGGCAUGUUUUGUACAAGGGUUCAUCGCAUGACCAUUCAUGUGGUAACAUACAUCCCGAGAGAAGAUUUGAUCGAGGGAAUCAAAAUGACCAUUAAAGGUCGAGUUGAUUGUCGUGGGGAUGGUUUUGUUCUGAAUAUUAACAGCAUGGAUGACAUUGCAGUCCUGACUGAGGAUGUAGCCCUCAAUGAAGAUGAGUUGGAUGAUGCUGUCGAAGCACCUCCUCUCAUUCUCAAACGAGGGGCAGCUGAAUCUGCAUCUGGAGAGGCGAUGGACGUCGCGAAUAAGAAACUGAAAGCUGAAUAGCUUUAAUGACGGGCUAUUUACUCUGGAAGUUCAAUUGCAAAAUUGAAAAUUUUUUCUAUAACAAGUUCUAAACUGUUAUUUUUUCACACAAAAAUUGAGUUCUAUAACAAGUUUAACACUGUUAUUUUUUUACGCAAAAAUUGAAUUCUAUAACAAGUUUAAUACUGUUAUUUUUUUACACAAAAAUGAAACAUUGACAAGCUUGAGCUCUUUAAGAAUCUGAUUUUUUACUUUUAAAGACUGCCAACUUCAUAGCAGUAACGUUAAUACUCAUUUAGCUUUAACAACCAAAACAGAUGGAAUUAUAAUAAUCUAUUCAUGAACAUUAGUAUUUAUUCAGAAUUUAUUUCAAUAUAUGGCCCUGUUUUUGAAGAAAAAGUAUUACUAAACAUUUGUAUUUUUUAUAUAUAACAGAGAAAACUGAAGACUAAUUAAUUUUAUGAUUAAAGUAGAUAAAGCUCUCCGGAAUCACAGAUAAGUGAUACAAAGGAUGUAUUCAUGUUAAUGUUUGUUCAUAGUUCUUAACAUAUGUUGUAAUGUCAAUUAUAAUUGUUGGAACAUUAUUUUUGUUUUCAUUUCAAAAUCCGUCCCACUCCUGUAAAUGUUUAUUGAACGCAAGUGGCAUAGGUUUGGAGUUAAUGGUUUCAUUAAUAAAAAUUUAAAACGCGAUUUUUUUGCAGACAUUCAGUUUGAACCUUCCCUACGGUUGUAAGUCGCAGGUAUACACCUUAGUGCGGCAACAAUGUCUCCUGCACUACUACUCACGAAAAAAAAUUCGCAAGCAGCGAUGUUCUUGGUUAUGUGAAGGGAAUAAAUAAUCUCAAUCGCAUAAUUUGAUGUUCACAAAUAAUUAGAAAAUCUUUAAUUAUUAGAUUAGAUUAUUAUGAGACUAAGAACGCCCUCUUCCUGACUUGACUGAUUGCUGUCGCUAUUAUAGCUAAAUCUCGAAUUUGCGGAAAUGUUCUCGAUUCUGUAUACCGUAUGCUGCCUCGCACUGUAUAGUAUAUGCAAUCUUAGAGCAAUCGAAAUAUAUUAAGAUUUUCCCAAUUGUCUUUUUCCAUGAGUUUUAAUUUUAACUUCGAAGAUAGAAUAAGAGCAUUCAUUUUCUAGAGUUUUCAAUUCUUAUGAUUUGGAAAAGAUGGCGCGUGCGUAGCAC
Diachasmimorpha longicaudata is the source of this 2273-nucleotide messenger RNA. RefSeq lists its product as uncharacterized. NCBI's taxonomy places the organism in Eukaryota, Metazoa, Arthropoda, Insecta, Hymenoptera, Braconidae. The coding region runs from base 224 to 556 and encodes 110 amino acids. The record is from RefSeq and is a predicted model, not a curated record. The transcript has 5 exons.